AUGGUUGAGGAGUCGGGAUACGGGGAGGCAGCAGCAACCGCAGCCACGGCAGCAGUAGCACCUCCUCCACAGACACCUCCCCUGUUCAAAAUGGCGGCUCUCGAGCAAAACCCCGCCGACGAAUUGGUCGAUUAUGAGGAAGACGAGCAGCAAAACGACACAAAGGAGAAGGGUGUGGGCGAGGAAGCAGUAGGUCGAGGCAACUACGUCUCCAUCCACGCCAGCGGCUUCCGCGAUUUUUUCCUCAAGCCAGAGCUCCUCAGGGCCAUAGGAGACGCAGGUUUCGAGCAUCCCUCUGAAGUGCAGCAUGAGACGAUCCCCCACGCAAUUACCGGCGUAGACAUUUUAUGUCAGGCGAAGAGUGGUAUGGGAAAGACAGCGGUUUUCGUGUUGUCGAUAUUGCAGCAGCUCAACGUCGACUCAGCAGCAGCAGCAGGCGCGGGGGCGGCUACCAAGCGCGCCGGUGGCGGCGACGCCGCAGAGGGAACUUCUGCCACUGCAGCAACAUCAGCAGCAGACAGCAGUGCUGUGCCUGGAGUCAUGUGUCUGGGGCUGGCCCACACACGCGAGCUGGCGUUUCAGAUUAAGAACGAGUUUGAGCGUUUCAGCAAGUACCUGAAGCACGUCAAAUGUGAAGUCGUCUAUGGUGGCGUGCCCAUUCAGAAGAACAUCGAACUGCUCGCAGACCCCAAACGCGUCCCGUCCAUCCUCAUCGGCACCCCAGGCAGAGUCCUUGCACUACUCAAGGGCAAGCAUCUCGACCCCAGCAAGAUUGCUCACUUUGUCCUAGACGAAUGCGACAAGUGCCUCGAGAAGCUCGACAUGCGCAAAGACGUACAGUCCAUCUUUGUCUCUACACCCAAGAAAAAACAAGUCAUGUUCUUCUCGGCCACGAUGGGGCGGGAGAUGCGGGCAGUUUGCAAGCGCUUUAUGCAAAACCCGGUGGAGGUCUUCAUCGACGACGAGAGCAAGCUGACCUUGCACGGCUUGCUGCAGUACUACGUGAAGUUGGCAGAGGCAGACAAGAACCGCAGGCUGAACGAUUUGCUGGAUUCUCUCGAGUUUAACCAGGUCAUCAUCUUCGUGAAGUCUGUAUCAAGAGCCCAGGCCCUCAACAAACUCCUCACCGAGUGCAACUUCCCAUCCAUCGCCAUUCACGCCGGCCUUGACCAGGAGGAAAGGAUCAACCGUUAUCAGCAGUUCAAGAACUUCGAAAAGCGCAUUAUGGUCGCCACCGACCUCUUCGGGCGCGGAAUCGAUAUUGAACGUGUCAACAUCGUCGUCAACUACGAUAUGCCGGAGAGCAGCGACUCUUACCUACACAGGGUCGGCCGUGCUGGCCGCUUUGGAACAAAAGGGUUGGCUGUGACCUUCGUGGCUAGUCAGGAGGACACGAACGUGUUGAACGAUGUGCAGACGCGUUUUGAAGUUCACAUCCCAGAGAUGCCUGCAACAAUUGACGCUUCUCAGUACAUCAACCAGUAA
Molecule: messenger RNA, 1485 nt
Organism: Eimeria maxima
Lineage: Eukaryota; Apicomplexa; Conoidasida; Eucoccidiorida; Eimeriidae
Product: ATP-dependent RNA helicase, putative
Exons: 7
Coding region: 1-1485 (494 amino acids)
Molecular function (GO): RNA binding; RNA helicase activity; ATP binding
Source: RefSeq, a predicted model, not a curated record